GCCUCAUUGUCUCAUCGGUCUGUAUUUAUUCCCCUAUUUUUCAUUCCACCACUCUAACUGUUGUUAAAUGUUCAUUUAUGUCUAUGCUGAUGGAGAAACUCUUGGUUUUCAUGGUGAUGCUUUCAUCAUGUUGCGCGCAUACCAGAGAUCUUUCUGGCAAAAUAUUUGUCUUCCCGAGAGAGACUUCCAAAGAUCAUGUGAGAUUGAUGACACCCAAAUCAUCGUUCAGUGCAGUGACUGUCUGUCUCAGAUUCCUCACAGAUCUCAGCAGGAACUAUGGCCUCUUCUCUCUGGCCACACCAGCGUUCAAAAAUGACUUUGUCAUCUUCAAGGUAAAGACGGACGUCAUGAGGGUUCACGUGCGGAACGGCGCCACAGACUUCCUGUCUCUGUCUUUUCCUCCCAACUCCUGGCACACCUUGUGCUCCACUUGGAACUCUGUAAACGGCAUCGGCCAGCUGUGGGUGGACGGCAAACCCACCAUAAAGAGAUUUAUCCACUCAGGACAGCCAAUUAGUGGCAAUCCCAUCGCCAUCCUGGGCCAAGAGCAGGACACUUACGGGGGAGGCUUUGACGCCGCUCAGUCCUUCAUCGGCAUGAUUUCUCGACUUCACAUGUGGGACUACGUCCUCUCACGUAAUGAGAUCCAACGCUAUGAGGAGGACUCAAACUUCACCCCUGGAAACGUAUUCAACUGGAGAGCCCUCGACUUUGAAAUCACUGGCAACAUUUUGGUGGAAGAUGAGGUCAAGUAGAAGCAGGCAAUAAUUGUCUUAUUGACAUCCUCUAAAGCAGUUUGGGUCCAAAGACCUCCUCAUAAUCCUGACACCAAUUAAGCAUAACUAACACUAAAUGCUAUAAGAUUUAGUUGCCUGUUUUUGACAAGUAAAAUGUUGUGAUUGAGAGGGGGGGGGGAAUUGCAUUGAUAUUAAAAUGGUCACAAGAAUGAAAAUGUAUUGUCAUGAUUGUUGCAAUCUUGUGAGGUUUUUGAAAAUACAAAAUUUCUUUCCUCAUUAAACUUGGACUUUAAUGUCA
Phyllopteryx taeniolatus (common seadragon) is the source of this 1035-nucleotide messenger RNA. RefSeq names its product C-reactive protein-like. The record is from RefSeq and is a predicted model, not a curated record. The transcript has 4 exons. NCBI's taxonomy places the organism in Eukaryota, Metazoa, Chordata, Actinopteri, Syngnathiformes, Syngnathidae. The coding region runs from base 78 to 755 and encodes 225 amino acids.